This is a messenger RNA of Xenopus laevis (African clawed frog), 1616 nucleotides long. Its product is annotated as tumor necrosis factor receptor superfamily member 4. Bases 193 to 1113 code for a protein of 306 amino acids. The transcript has 7 exons. The record is from RefSeq and is a predicted model, not a curated record. Lineage: Eukaryota; Metazoa; Chordata; Amphibia; Anura; Pipidae.
CUAUUAAAAGCUUAUGAAUAAAGCGUCACUUGAGAAUCAGACGCGUCGCUUUCAGGAGAAUAUUUAAACAUGUUUUAUUUUUUUUAAAUUUAGCACUUAAAAACAUUUCCUUUAAUCCACCGCAUAAAAAAAGGAGAAAACACUUGAUUGGUUGGUGACGAGCUUCUCCCCUCCCCUGAGACAUAAAAUGGAAUGUUUGAGCAUGGUAUGACUUUAGCAGAAGUGGGUUAUUUCUCCUCCCGGAUGAAUCAAGGCACCAAGACUACAGCUGAGCUCUGCCUCCUCAUGGCACUUUGGUAUCUAGCGCUGCUCACUACCAGCCAUGCCCUGUGUCCAAGUCACCAGAGAUCUUACACCCCAGCAGAUGGCAAAGAGAUCUGCUGUGAUUCCUGUGCUGAAGGUGAGGAAAUGAGAGAACGUUGCACCAGCGCUAAUCCUAAACCAACAUGUGCACCGUGCCCAGAAGGAUUCUAUAACCCACCAAGAACAAUUUACAAAUGCAAGGUCUGCAAUCCUUGUGAUAAAGGAAGCAUUGAAGUGAAACCAUGUGACAAAUCCUCUGAUGCUGUCUGCAAAUGCCCAACUGGAAGUGAAUCAAAAAAUAACAUGGAGACAGCAUGUCUGUGCAAAAAAGGGAAUCACAUAGUAGCAAAUCAAUGUGUUCCCUGCCCACAAGGACACUUCUCAAGUGACGACAACAGCAAAUGCCGCCCAUGGACCAAUUGCAGUGCAACAGGUGAAGAACAGAAGGAACCCGGUUCCUCAACUAAAGAUGUAGAAUGCGCCAGGACCAAAACCUCACCCAGCCAAGUUUUUCGAAGCCUUCCGUCAACAAUGGCUCCUGUUCCAGGCAAUACAACCACUAGUCACCCAAGGGCCACUGAGAGGAAAUUUGUCGUUAAUAAUGCUACACCUGACAAUAACAGCUCUGCCAAUUGGAAGUUCCUGUCCUUGAUCCUCAUUGCAGUCAUCCUGCUUAUGGUCUCUGCCACCGUCUUUUUAAUCAUGUCUAUUCAUAUGUGUCAAAGAAAGGAAAAGAAAAAAUUCAAUGGUUGCAAAAUUCCUAUACAAGAGGAGACGGAACCCUGUCUUACCAAGCAAAUCACAGUGUAACGGGCAGCUGGGAAACCCAUACCCAGUGUUAAACACACACUAUAAAUACCUGCUGGCAUCCAGCAAUACUUUAAUAUAUUAGGACCCGACAAACUGCUGUCUCCUUUGCAAGAUGCACCUGUAGAGAAACAGACAAAUGGGUUCGUGAACACAGAACCUCAGCUUUUUCUGCCGUCUUUAUUCAUGAAGAACUCAGACUUUUUUCCGUUUACAGACAUUUACACUUUUACUGGCCAUUCUGGGACAAGAUUAAGGAGCAAUGUCUUGCACAAUAAGGGUAUUUGUUUCACAGGUUAUAUUUGUUUGACCCCACUUCCUACACGACUAUGGGCAAUAACGCUGAUCACAUUUCUAUUUUAAAAGAAAAGAGCAACUGAGAAAAUGCAUAAAAAAUGUGUUCAGAUAUAUGGCAUGUAAUAAGCACUAAGUAGGAAAAAAAUGUGUAAUAUGUUGUAUAUACCGUAUAUACUCGAGUAUAAGCCGUCCAGAGUAUAAGCCGAGGU